Molecule: messenger RNA, 805 nt
Organism: Setaria italica (foxtail millet)
Lineage: Eukaryota; Viridiplantae; Streptophyta; Magnoliopsida; Poales; Poaceae
Exons: 2
Coding region: 118-624 (168 amino acids)
Source: RefSeq, a predicted model, not a curated record
AACCGUCCGGCCGGCUCCCAAGAACCAUCCAUCAUAUCGUCGUCGUCCAUAGCUAGCAAUCACCAAGUACUAUACGGUACCAUAUAGCUAGCUAGGCAUCUCUACCAGUAAGAGAGAAUGGCCGAGAACCUGAAGCCCGUCGCCCUGCUGCUGCUGCUGCUGAACCUGAGCUUGUACACCAUCCUUGCCAUCAUCGGCGGGUGGGCGCUCAACGUCUCCAUCGAACGCGGCUUCAUCAUCGGCCCCGAGCUGCGGCUCCCGGCUCAUUUCCACCCGAUUUUCUUCCCCAUCGGCAACUUCGCCACCGGCUUCUUCGUGCUCUUCUCCCUGAUCGCCGGCGUCGUGGGGAUCGCCUCCGCCAUGGUGGGUUUCAACCACCUCCGCUCCUGGAACUACCACAGCCAGCAGCCGGCGGCGGCGUUCGGCCUCGUCGCGUGGGCUCUCACAGUCCUAGCCAUGGGACUAGCUUGUCAGGAGAUCUCCUUGGACCGAAGAAACGCCAAGCUGGGCACCAUGGAGGCCUUCACGAUCGUCCUGACAGUGACGCAGUUCUUCUAUGUCCUCGCCAUUCGGGGGGGGAAUCAUGGCCCAGUCCCGGUGGAACGCCACGGCAACUUGGCAUGAUCGAUCGACACGGAAGCAUGCAAGUGGAGGGAGGGGUGCUUGCCUUGUUCCUUUUGGCUUCGCUAAUACUACUACUAUAAAUCACACAUCAUUCUUUGAGUGCAAAUCUGAUUAAUAUAUUGGAACUGUUGAUAAGUAUUUCAAGUAUAAUCCAUAAAGAAAUGAGUUUGGUUUGGUUUAA